Messenger RNA from Daucus carota subsp. sativus, 1824 nucleotides. RefSeq names its product NADH dehydrogenase [ubiquinone] flavoprotein 1, mitochondrial. The transcript is spliced from 3 exons. Gene Ontology annotation, biological process: mitochondrial electron transport, NADH to ubiquinone. The coding region runs from base 114 to 1577 and encodes 487 amino acids. Lineage: Eukaryota; Viridiplantae; Streptophyta; Magnoliopsida; Apiales; Apiaceae. Gene Ontology annotation, molecular function: 4 iron, 4 sulfur cluster binding; FMN binding; NADH dehydrogenase (ubiquinone) activity. The record is from RefSeq and is a predicted model, not a curated record.
AUUAUGGAUGGACAUUUAUACAUGGUGAUUAAUUGUGUAGGCGAGAGCGUUGUACUAAUCACCACGACACACUUCCAUUUUCCACCUCCAUCUCCUCCAUCUUGCAAAUUCUAAUGGCGCCUAUAAAGAGCAUACUUUCUCUACAUAGAGUUGCAUUAUCUCGGCUUCACAAUGAGCACUGGGAAAUAGGUACUAGACUCUUCAGUACCCAGUCUGCAACUACUGCUAGUACUCCGCAGCCUCCGCCCCCACCGCCUCCUCCAGAGAAAACUCACUUUGGUGGCCUGAAAGAUGAAGAUCGUAUCUUCACAAAUGUUUAUGGUUUACAUGAUCCGUUUCUUAAAGGAGCUAUUAAACGAGGUGAUUGGCAUAGAACAAAAGACCUUGUUCUUAAGGGCACUGAUUGGAUUGUAAAUGAAAUGAAGAAAUCUGGCCUCCGAGGACGUGGCGGUGCUGGUUUUCCAUCCGGACUUAAGUGGUCCUUUAUGCCGAAGGUAUCUGAUGGUCGCCCUUCAUAUCUUGUAGUUAAUGCCGAUGAGAGUGAACCUGGAACUUGCAAGGACAGAGAAAUUAUGCGUCAUGAUCCACACAAGUUACUAGAGGGAUGCCUGAUAGCUGGAGUAGGAAUGAGGGCUUCUGCUGCAUACAUUUACAUUAGAGGUGAAUAUGUGAAUGAACGACUAAACCUUGAAAAGGCUAGGCAAGAAGCAUACAAAGCUGGAUAUUUGGGGAAGAAUGCUUGUGGAUCUGGUUAUGAUUUUGAUGUACAUAUCCACUUUGGUGCGGGUGCCUAUAUAUGCGGUGAAGAGACCGCACUUCUAGAGAGUCUUGAAGGAAAACAAGGAAAACCUAGACUAAAGCCUCCAUUUCCUGCUAAUGCAGGGCUAUAUGGAUGUCCUACAACUGUUACAAACGUGGAAACUGUUGCAGUUUCCCCGACAAUUUUGAGGCGUGGACCAGAGUGGUUUUCUAGCUUUGGUAGGAAAAACAAUUCUGGUACAAAACUAUUUUGUGUUUCUGGUCACGUAAACAAGCCUUGUACAGUUGAGGAAGAGAUGAGUAUACCAUUGAAAGAGCUUUUAGAGAGGCACUGUGGUGGUGUCAGAGGUGGAUGGGACAACUUGCUUGCAGUUAUACCAGGUGGUUCAUCUGUUCCGUUAAUACCCAAGAAUGUAUGUGAGGAUGUGCUAAUGGACUUUGAUGCGCUCAAGGCUGCUCAGUCAGGCUUGGGAACUGCAGCUGUCAUUGUCAUGGACAAGUCAACUGAUGUUGUAGAUGCAAUUGCAAGGCUAUCUUACUUUUACAAGCAUGAGAGUUGUGGACAGUGUACACCUUGCAGGGAGGGCACAGGAUGGCUAUGGAUGAUCAUGGAGAGAAUGAAGGUUGGGAAUGCAAAGUUGGAGGAGAUUGACAUGCUUCAAGAAGUCACAAAGCAGAUUGAAGGGCACACAAUUUGUGCUUUGGGUGAUGCUGCUGCAUGGCCUGUUCAAGGUCUUAUCAGGCACUUCAGACCAGAGCUUGAAAGGAGAAUCAGGGAGCGGGCAGAUAGGGAGCUCCAGCAGGCUGCUGCCGCCUGAUUGCCUGUAUCAGAUGAAGCAUCCUAAUGGAUAAAGAUGUGAAUUUACCUCUGGGCAUGACAAAGUAAGUUACCAGAGAUUCGCCCAACUAUUAUCUGCAGUGAGAUGUUUGUUGUGUUAUACUAAUAUAUUUGCUCUGGAUUGCACCAAAUGAGAUGCUAUGAUUUCUAUUCUGAUGUUUGUAAACCAAUAAUAUAAAAUCACUCAUGAUUAUACAGAAUUGUUAAAAUUGUUUGUUGUUUUUUAA